Messenger RNA from Gopherus flavomarginatus (Mexican gopher tortoise), 6807 nucleotides. RefSeq names its product DNA methyltransferase 3 beta (gene DNMT3B). Gene Ontology annotation, molecular function: DNA (cytosine-5-)-methyltransferase activity, acting on CpG substrates; DNA binding. Gene Ontology annotation, cellular component: nucleus. Lineage: Eukaryota; Metazoa; Chordata; Testudines; Testudinidae. The coding region runs from base 330 to 2774 and encodes 814 amino acids. Gene Ontology annotation, biological process: negative regulation of transcription by RNA polymerase II. The record is from RefSeq and is a predicted model, not a curated record. The transcript is spliced from 21 exons.
ACUGACGAUUUGUGUCCAGAGCAUAACGGACUUAAGGCCAAAACGUCUUCUCUAAAAGUUCAGUCCAGAUGGCUCCUUUUUCUUGUCAGAUGAGGUGAAAGAAGAGCUGACAACAGAAACUUCAGUUGUUUCUGUAGUGCCUAUAACGCACAGAUCACAGAGGCAUCCGUGUCCAAAUUGAGAGAGAGAAAGAAAAGAGAGAAUUCUCUCACCCAGGCUCUUAUACUGGAUGCUGAACUGCCUGGAGAGGACAUCAGUGACCUGGUCCAUGGGUACCAGCACCUCUCUGCUCCCAGGGAAGGUUUCACUGGGUCCUGAGUCAGGCCAACAUGAAAAGAGACAAGUGCCAUGGCGAUGGGGAGACAGACUGCCGGGCAGAGCUAGUCUUUGUCAAUGGAGGCUGCAGUGACCCUGCUGAAGAUGAAGCUUCUCCCCCAGCUCUGGAAGCAAAUGGAAGGCCCAACAAACAAGAUGCUGUGGACCUACGAUUAGUGUCCACUAGGAGCAAGAAGAUUGGCAAGGAAGACCUCUCCAAGCAAGACCUACGUUGGCCCGUGAAGCUCAGGGAGGCUCCAGAGGUGCGACUGCGCGGUGCUGCCGGCUGGGAGAGCAGCCUGAGGCAGAAGCCUCCAGCUCGCAGGAUAUUCCAGGCAGGAGUGAAUCUCCAGGAGACAAAACUUAAAGAAGGGAAUGAUCUGGAGCGUGACAGGGAGUCCCUGGCUCCCAUUCGGUGCUCCAAGAGGAGGACGGCCAUGUCUGUCCAGGCGCCCCUGAUUGACCUCACUGAGGAGGAUUCCAAGGAGUCCUCCCAGAGCAGCAGCACCAUGUCUGCCAGCAGCAGCCUGGAGGACCAGAAUGGAUCCCCCCAGCUUGUCGCUGGGAAGCAGGAGAGCAGUGUUGCAGGGGAAGUGGUGGAAUACCAGGAUGGGAAAGAUUUUGGAAUUGGGGAGCUCGUGUGGGGGAAGAUCAAGGGCUUCUCCUGGUGGCCUGCAAUCAUCGUCUCUUACAGAGUCACGUCCAAACGUCAGGCAAUCUCUGGAAUGCGCUGGGUGCAAUGGUUUGGGGACGGGAAGUUCUCUGAGGUUUCAGCAGACAAGCUGGUGGGUCUGAUGGCUUUUAGGCAGCAUUUCAACCACUCCACGUUUAAUAAGCUGGUCUCCUAUCGACGAGCCGUACACCAUGCCCUAGAGGUUGCAAGGAGCCGGGCAGGGAAAACGUUCCCAGGCACCGCUGGGGAGUCUCUGGAAGAGCAGCUAAAGCCCAUGAUUGACUGGGCAUUCAGCGGCUUCAAGCCCAUGGGAUGCAAGGGACUGAAACCACCGAAAACUCCAGAGAACGGAGUGGCUCCCCUCAAGAAUGGCACUGAAGAGGUCUGUGCCCCUGAACACUGCCCCCCGGCCAAGCGACUAAAGACUAACUUCUGCAGCAACAGCAAGGAGCGGGUGGAGGAGGACCAGAGCAGAGAGCAAAUGGUUUCCGAAGUCACAAAGAACAACAGGAGCCUUGAAGACAGUUGUUUAUCGUGUGGGAGAAAAAACCCAGCCACAUUCCACCCGCUGUUUGAGGGGGGCCUUUGCCAGACUUGCAGGGAUCGAUUCCUGGAGCUCUUCUACAUGUAUGAUGAGGACGGCUACCAGUCCUACUGCACUGUGUGCUGCGAGGGCAAGGAGCUGCUGCUGUGUAGCAAUGCCAGCUGCUGCCGGUGCUUCUGUGUCGAAUGCUUGGAGGUCCUGGUAGGCCAAGGUACCUCGGCCAAGGCAAAAGAGCAAGAGCCCUGGAGCUGUUACAUGUGUCAACCACAGAAGUGGUAUGGGGUGUUACAGCGCCGACCGGACUGGAAUGUACGGCUGCAAGACUUCUUCACCAGUGACAAAGGACAGGAAUAUGAUGCGCCUAAAAUCUACCCGGCGGUCCCUGCAACAGAAAGGAGGCCAAUCAGAGUGCUGUCCCUAUUUGAUGGCAUAGCAACAGGUUACCUGGUUCUGAAGGACCUAGGCAUUAAAGUGGAGAAAUACAUCGCCUCUGAGAUUUGUGAAGAUUCCAUUGCUGUGGGAACUGUCCGACAUGAAGGGAACAUCACAUACGUGCAUGAUGUCAGGAACAUAACCAAGAGAAACAUUGAGGAAUGGGGUCCUUUCGACUUGGUGAUUGGUGGAAGCCCCUGUAACGAUCUCUCUGUUGUGAAUCCUGCCAGAAAGGGUCUGUAUGAAGGCACUGGAAGACUGUUCUUCGAGUUCUAUCAUCUCCUCAAUUACGCCCGUCCCAAGGUAGGGGAGGAGCGCCCCUUCUUCUGGAUGUUUGAGAAUGUCGUGGCCAUGAGAGUCAAUGAUAAAAGGGACAUUUCUCGAUUUUUGGAGUGCAACCCAGUUAUGAUCGACGCCAUCAAGGUAUCAGCUGCACACAGAGCACGCUAUUUCUGGGGCAACCUGCCUGGGAUGAACAGGCCUCUGGUAGCUUCCAGGACUGAUAGAGUUGAGCUUCAGGACUGCCUGGAGUACAGUAGGAUAGCAAAGUUGAGAAAAGUGCAAACCAUAACGACUAAAUCCAACUCCCUCAGGCAGGGGAAAAGCAUGCAGCUCCCAGUGCUCAUGAAUGGGAAAGAAGACAAUUUGUGGUGCACUGAGUUAGAAAGGAUUUUUGGCUUCCCCCUUCACUACACAGAUGUGUCCAACAUGGGGCGUGGAGCUCGUCAGAAGCUACUUGGGAGAUCAUGGAGUGUCCCGGUCAUUCGGCACCUGUUUGCCCCGCUCAAGGAUUAUUUUGCCUGUGAAUAGCAGGGAUUCCCUUGUCUCUUCUGGUAAAGACGCACUAGCUCAACUGCCUGUGUGGGAGAGGGAAGGAAGAGAACAGCCCACAAGCUCCAUUACUUGGUAGGAAAUGGUCCCCUAAGCCACACGCUUUGGGAAGGAAGUGUGCCCCUGCAGGGAGAGCGUAGGAAACUUUCUUUAACCAAAGAACCUGUUAGGGUGACUUUUUCAAAGGGACAGAAGACAAUGCUCUUUAGAAAAUACCGAACAUAGAAUCUAGCUUACCCCACCCAGGAGAGCGGAGGUAUGGUGGAUGAGACCACUGUGUCUCACACAGAGCAUUAACCAUUCCAUUUUACUGUACAAUUGAAAAGUAGCGAUUCAGAGGCUGGGUGGUGAAAGCCACUGGCUGGCGUGCUGCAACCAUACUUGAAAUAGGUAGAAACAAGGCUUUUGUGGGGAAAAAAAACAGCCUCUCAAAAGAGUUGCUUAGAAAUCAGAACUGUAGCCAGGGGUACAAAGAACCCAGUCAGGUUACAUACACUGAACAAACCAGAUUACAUACAAGAACCAAAUAGCUUUUUACAUUUUUUUUUAUUUGUUUUUUGUUUUUAAACUUUUGUUGCUGCUUUAAGGCAUUACAUGAGAAUGUGGAAAUUCCUAGACGUGAAUGUAGCUGAAACUGAACUGUGAGGUGAUAGAAUUACUGUUCUAGUUAGAGCUAAAGAAAUGUUGUUGUUUGUGUUUGGCUGUAGUUUUACCAAUAUUCACUCCUUCCUUUUUAAAACAUUCUUCUAAUUUUUACAUUAAGAACGGCUGAACAGCUAGAAAGGUAAAACAUUCAUCAGUUUCUGGAGGGUUUGGGCACCAAAUCCAAAAGGAAAAUGUUCUCUUAACGUUUUGCAAACGAAUGUGCUGAAAUGGGCAGGAAGGGGCAGCACUCAUGUUCAAUGCUGGGUUGUUUUGGUUUUUUUUUUUUUUAAAACCUCAAAACUUUAUUUUUAUUAGCAGUUUUAUAAACCUGAACAGUGUUGCCCACACAGUGUUGCCCAAUCCUGAUCCCACUAAGUCACCAGGAGUGAAAUCCUGGCCCCAUUGAAGUCCAUGGCAAGACUCCCGUUGACGUCAGUGCAGCCAAGAUUUCACCCUAGGAAUUUUGCCCUGGGCUUUGGCCUGAUUCUUCUCCUGGUUUAGUCAGUGGUGCUUUUGUUGCUGACUACAGUGGGGCUGGAGCAGGCCUGUGUUAACAGAAAAGGGAAUCCUCCUGCCAUGGAGUAAACUCUCAACACCCCUCCUCCUCCUCUGGGAGAGUCAGUUUUUAUUAUAAGGUCAAUCAGACAGAUUCCCACUGUUCUUAUGUCAUCUGCCAUCCCUGCACAUACAGCUAAUGUCUGUUAAGAAGCAUAGAGGGACAUAUUUUUACUCUAUUUGCCCGCCCACAGGCACAAAAUGGUGUGCACAUAGGUGGGACAGCUGGACCUCCACCUGCACCAGUUGUAUGCAUGGCCCUGGCCUUUGCAGGUGCAAUCACCUACCUAUUGUGAAGUGGAUGAUGCCCUUUGCUGAGCUGGGUUUGACCUGGGUUGUAAAUCUGGCUUCAGGCUGAACAACCAAAUAUGGAUCUAGCGCCACUGGAACCUUCCUGUCUAAUCCACUGCCAUGCUCUCAGAAAGGGACGUCCCAGUCAGGCCUGGCCAUCAUGAUGGUGGCUAGGGCAGACCUGCUGCCCCAGCGCCUUGCUGAGGGCCUCACCUUCCUUCCUGCCUUUACUGGAAAAAAACAAACAUUUGAAAUGUUGAAAGAAAGUCCCAAGACUGACUAGCACUCGCUGGAUCCUGAAUCGGAUAAAGCCUGGACCCAAAGAUUUCAGCUAUCAAAUACAGUAACCAUGGGCCGGGUAAGCUAGUGUGUAGGGCUGUUUUGCAUAUCGUACAUAUACCGUGAUGAACAGUCUUUCUCACAGAUCUACUAAUGACACAGGACCCUUGGAUAGGAAGUCAGACUUUUUUCCCCACAGAGCUUCCCCUAAAAGUGGCACCCUCAUGUGCAUAUUGCCAUGCUUUGAAACAAUCUAGGACUCCAGCUCCUCUGUCUUUUCCUAGCUCUGUUCUUCACUCCAAACAGUGGCCCCAAUGAAGUGAAGCACUUUUUAUGCUCAUGCUCAAUAGAGCACAUGUGCUUCUAGGAGUGCUUUGCUGAAUUGCAUUAAGUUUUGCUAUAUCUGAUUUGAGUGAAAGCAAAUGCCAUUGUAUCUAGGAAAAGGCUCAAGCAAGAGACAGACCAAUGGACUCUGGAUAGUGGUUGGAAAGGCUUCCAUGUCUAACUUAAGAGAAGCCUCUGUCUCCUAUGGCAAAGUAAACAUCAGCCUGGCCCCCCAGACAAUCUUGCAGGCAUUGUGAAAAGCUAGGCAAACAGAAGUCUUUCUGCAUUGUGCUCAGCAGCAUUCCUAAAGGGCAGCCUCCACAUUAACAAAGAUCCUUGAGAAAUGAGAGCGUCCCUCCCUCUGCUCCUUCUGCUCCUCCUUGAUAGCAGGAGACCCCUGUGCAUUUCCUUCCCAGUCCUAGAAGAGGGCAUCAUCCCCAGUGGAUGAAGACUCUCAUGUUUCCCACUCCUUUCAUGGUGUAGCUUACCCUGUGUCGAGCUGUUUUUGCAGAUUGUUUCCCACCUCCAACGGCAGCUGCAGCCUGCCUCCUCUCGAUGCCCAGUCCGAGAGUCUGUUGGGAACUGACAGCAGGGGGAAGCAGGUCACAGCCAUGGGAGACAGGUUUUCCCACAGAGGAGAGGAGAGACUGAGUAGCGCUCUCCUCUCAGUCCUACUCAGUUGCACUUGGAAACCCUGUCAGUUAGAUGUUCCCAGGUGACCUCCGCUUGAGAAUGCUCUGACUUCCAAAACACUGAAGAAAAACCAAGCAGUGCUCUCCUGUGUGCUACCUCCAUUCUUCCUAAGCAACUCAGGGACAAGCAGCAGCCUAUCAUCUCCCUUUGUCAUCUCACACCCAUAAACUAUACAGAUGUGACUCAGGAGACACAUGGGGCCAGAUUUUCAAGUGAUGUAGGUGUUCGAAAUGCUCUUCUCACCUGAGCAUGCAACUGACAAGUCUGCACACAGUAAUGCACAUGCAGCUAGCUAAUUGGGUGCCUCUGUGUGCAAAGUUGGAGGAACUCCACAUGUAUUUGCAUGCCUACCUCGACUGAAACUCUUGAGCCAAAAGCUAAACUCUGAACCCUAAACCUGUUCUGGACCUCGAUUAGAACACUAAUUCCUCAUCUCAGCCCUAGUUUACUGUAAUGUGAAAGCAUUUUAUAGUCCCUGAGCUCCAAGGGGGUGGACCGCAGAACCCCACAGAGAAGAACAGAGUUUUGCAUGUUUGCUGGAGUCUGCCUACAUGGAGCUCAUGGCAGAACUGAGACUUUAGAUUCAAAUGAGAUAAGAAGAUUACAAAAUCCCCAUGUGAGUCCUCCAUUUAUUUUAGCCUUUGACCUUUUUUCAGACUGGAUUAACACACACAACCUCAACUCAGCUUUAUCUUUGAAUUCUCUAUCCCAGUUUUUAUAUCCUUCCCUUCCUUAUCAAAAGAAAAAUAAAUACAAUACAGAAGAUUUGGAAAGCAGACAAAGAUUAGGAAAAGAGGAAUAAGAGUUGUCUUGGCAUCAAAUUUACAUGAAAAAUUGUAAUCUUCCACAAAAUAUUUUUUUCCUGUUAAAUCUGCCUUUUAUUACGUGUUUAUACAAAUGUUUUCAGGAGAGAGCUGCAUUUCAGGAAUGCUAUUUUAAUGAUUCUUAAAGGCCUUUUACUGUCAUUGGUGCUAUUUUUUUAGACUAAGGAUUUUAAUGUCAAAACUUUUGUGGGUGAUCUUUUAAAAUCACGACAAGCUUGUGUUUUUGUUGUGUUGCAAUAAUUCAUGUUACCUGUAAAAUUGGCCUAGUACCAAAGUAUGAAAAAUCAAAACUGUGCCUUGUCUAAACAGUUUACUCAUUUUCUUAUGGAAAAGAAGAAAGAUCAAUGCCCAGAGUUUACCUUAACAUUUAUCACAGUUUAAUUAAAAUCAGUAUUUCUAUA